UCCAUCCAUCCCCCGCCAGUCCUCGUCCAUCAUGUCCAGCAGCGGCUCCUCCAGCCUGGUCCUCGCCCAGAAGGCGGUCAAGCAGCUCCGCCUGGAGGCCAGCGUCCGCCGGAUCAAGGUGUCGCAGGCUGCUGCCGAACUGAAGAGCUUCUGUCUGCAGAACGCUCACAGAGACCCCCUCCUGACGGGGGUCCCCUCCAGCGAUAACCCCUUCAGGCCUCCCAAGUCCUGUGUGCUGCUCUGAGGCGUCAGCGGUGCUGCCUGCCCUCGUCAAAUGAUCUUUUUCCUUCCAGGCCUGUGAAGGGCCCAACACUAAAGUGCCUGUGGAUUCUCCCAACACACACCCAUCUCCCGCUCAUCGGCCCGACUUGCACUCUCACCGAGUCCCGCAGCUUCCCCAUGAACGUCCUCCCCCCGGGUGCAGAGUCUGGCCAGCGUUUCAAGCUCCCGUCAGCAGCACCAGCCGUCUCAUCAGCCGUCUCAUCAGCCGUCUCAUCAGCCGUCUCAUCAGCCGUCUCACCAGCGCAGGGAGCUGAGCCCUCAGACACUCUGGACCUCACCUACAUCUGAACUGCAUCUGAGCUGCAGAGCAGCCACUCGCUUUCAUCGUUCAAAUCCCAACUUAAAACACACCGGUCCAAACUGGCUUUUUUUUUUAUUGUGCACUUCGAG
Messenger RNA from Cololabis saira (Pacific saury), 672 nucleotides. RefSeq lists its product as uncharacterized. Gene Ontology annotation, biological process: G protein-coupled receptor signaling pathway. Gene Ontology annotation, cellular component: heterotrimeric G-protein complex. The coding region runs from base 32 to 244 and encodes 70 amino acids. Gene Ontology annotation, molecular function: G-protein beta-subunit binding. Lineage: Eukaryota; Metazoa; Chordata; Actinopteri; Beloniformes; Belonidae. The record is from RefSeq and is a predicted model, not a curated record. The transcript has 3 exons.